ACGUUUUCCUUCCCUAUUUAAUGGCAGCAUCCACCCGUCUGCAGCCAGUCUACUCCAGACACUCAGCACAGCAGCAGUCCACUCCAGACUUCCUGGUCUUACAGAAUCAGACAGGCGUCUUAUCCACGCUCAUCUCACUGUCAACGCUCCUCGUACUUAGGCUUCAAGCGUCCCUGUGUGAGUCAGCCAUGGGUCAGAACAAGGUGUGCACCUCCAACACUUACGGCUACCCCGAGGCCAGCCAGUCCGCCGUCAAGGUGAAGAGCAAGGUCCAGCAGGCCGCCUCAGGCGCCACCAAGAGCGGCCAGAAUGGUGGAAACACCAAGGACAAGAAGGACGUGUGGGGUCCCAUCUACCAAAACAGGCAGCACUUCAUCGACAUGCACAUCUGUUAGCGCCAGUCGCUGCUGGGUCUGACGUGGGACCAACGCGUUGACUGCCAGGCGGCCGAGGCCCCGAAGAGAGAGUGCAAGAUGCGCCGCUCCGGAGCUUGAGGCACCGCGGCGUUCAGAGCAGCGAAGCUCUCGGCGCCAGUGCCAUAAACGGAGGCUUCGAGGACCACUGGUGAUGACGUGGUGGCAGUGACGGCGGCUGCGCCUCUGCUGACGGCCGCAGACACGUGUGUCACGUACGCAGUCACUGCUGAGCCAUGUGGAAAUUAUAUUUUGCUGCUGCAGCGAUAUCCAUAGUCUCACCCGCCUCUCCCAACUCCCCUCACUCCGCGGCGCUGACGGAGGCACCAGCCUGUGGUGUUGCCACUGCGAGGGGCUCCUGCGCCGCCACCCGCACACCCUCACCCCACCUGGACCAACUCUUGUUCCCAUCCGAGAAACCUCGACGAAAUGGAGCUAGUACAAAACAAAUAUAUGUAUUCAAUGAUUAUGAAUAAUAAAUACACGUUAAUUGAUUA
Messenger RNA from Scylla paramamosain (green mud crab), 910 nucleotides. RefSeq lists its product as uncharacterized. Lineage: Eukaryota; Metazoa; Arthropoda; Malacostraca; Decapoda; Portunidae. The transcript has 3 exons. The record is from RefSeq and is a predicted model, not a curated record. Bases 21 to 395 code for a protein of 124 amino acids.